Messenger RNA from Pantherophis guttatus, 7036 nucleotides. It is a transcript of the gene RAB43, whose product is annotated as RAB43, member RAS oncogene family. Gene Ontology annotation, molecular function: GTPase activity; GTP binding. NCBI's taxonomy places the organism in Eukaryota, Metazoa, Chordata, Lepidosauria, Squamata, Colubridae. The record is from RefSeq and is a predicted model, not a curated record.
CGCGCAUGCCCACUGCUUCGGCCUGGCAGAGGAAGGAAGGAAGGCGGCCGGGCGGGCGGGGAAGGAUGCUGAGGCCGGCGCUGCGGCUGCCAAACGGGAGCGAGGGGACCUGCGUCGGGCAGCCGCGGGGAGAGCAGCGCCGCGGUCAUGCCCAGCUCCCCGUCGGCGCCUCCCGGGCCGGACCCGGAGGAGCACUACGACUUCCUCUUCAAGCUGGUGCUGAUCGGCGAUGCCAGCGUGGGCAAGACGUGCCUGGUGCAGCGCUUCAAGACCGGGGCCUUCUCUGAGCGCCAGGGAAACACCAUCGGCGUGGACUUCACCAUGAAGAGCCUGGAGAUCCAGGGCAAGCGGGUCAAGUUACAGAUCUGGGACACGGCUGGUCAAGAAAGGUUUCGGACUAUAACCCAGAGUUACUAUCGAAGCGCCAAUGGAGCUAUUUUAGCCUAUGACAUUAGUAAGAGAGGCUCUUUCCAGUCCAUUCCUCGCUGGAUCGAGGAUGUGAGGAAAUAUGCAGGCUCCAAUAUAGUACAGUUGCUAAUUGGAAACAAGUCUGACCUAAGUGACCUUCGGGAGGUUCAACUAGCAGAGGCUCAGAGUCUGGCUGAACACUAUGAUAUCAUCUGUGCCAUAGAGACUUCUGCAAAGGACUCCAGCAAUGUAGAGGAAGCUUUUGUGAAGAUGGCCACAGAGCUGAUGAUGAGACAUGGAGGCCCUGUGUUCAGUGAGAAAAACACAGACAGCAUCAAACUUGACAGCAAGGAUGUGGUAGAAGGGUGGGGGUGUGGCUGCUGAUCAUACAAUUUCUCUAAUUGUUACUGGAAUUUAGAGGAUACAUUCCUUCUCUCUCCUUCGCUCUGGGUCUCUUCUAUACAUAAACACUUUGCACAAGCUUUGUGUUUUGUAAAUUAAGGGAUUAACAUUUGCAGCAUGUUUUUAAUAUGAAGGAACUUUCUUGUGUAGAUCUGAAACUGUAGCAGUCAUUCCGUAGCAAUUUCUAUUAGAUUUUCUUUUUUAGAGGAAUUAGUGCAAUUUGGCAGUAAGUUGCACAGAAUGAAGCUACUAAAAUAUCUUCAUACAAAAUGGUCUGAGUGCAAAACUGCUAUUCACUGACAUCUAUGUAAGGGACUUAGCAACUUGGAUGACAUUUAAUGCUUUUAUGGCAGCGAGUUUUCAGGCUGCCUGUUUCAACUCUUCACAUUCCAGGAAAAAAAAAGUAUUUAAACUUACACAUAGUGACGUAAAUUUUGUAGGGAUAUUUCAAGUAUGAACUACUCAAUUUUCUGCAUAGGAUAUAGUAGCUGAAUCUCCUAAAUUAUGGAAUUGUGCUUUCCUGGAUACUAAUACUGCUGAUACAAGACGUGCAAAACGAGCAUUUUUCUCUCUUGGUUUUUUUGUUUUUGUUUUUUUUCAAAUAGAGAAAGCAGUAGCAGUUGUAUAUUACAUAGAGCAGGGGUCUCCAAUCUUGGCAACUUUAAGACUUGUGGACUUCAACUCCCAGAAUUCCUCAGCCAGUUUUGCUUUGCUGGCUGAGGAAUUCUGGAAAUUCUGGAAAUUGAAGUCCACAAGUCUUAAAGUUGCCAAGAAUGGAGACCCCUGUUUUGUUUCAUUUCAUAUUCACCUCAGAAGACUUGAUCCUGAACACAUUUCACUGGAUAGUAGUUCCAUGGGUUUCAGUGGAGCUUUCUUGGAAGUAAAAUGCCUUUGAAACUGUACAGGGCUUUAUUUUAAAUAGGCUAAAAAUUAUAAGUUAAGAUAGAUGUAAUAGUUUAUUUUGCACAAUUGAUAUAGAUUCCUCAGUUAAUACUAUAGAUUGGUAAUUCUCGUCUUCAUUAAUUUCAAUAUGGUUAGCAUACUUCAGAGAAGCAGUUUAUUUGAAUACCUUUCCCUUCAAUCCUAACCUCUUCUUUCAUUACUAUUGAGCACAUUAUAAAUUAUUCCAGCUAGAGGAUUUCCCCCCAUUUUUCGGUACUUUCAACAAUUAUUGAGUUGGCUCUUUUUGAACUUUUUCUGGUCAGUGGUAUUAAGUUGUUAAUAAGUAUAUGGUAAAUGUUGAAUUAUGUGUAGGAGAUAAUUGGUAAUUUUCCUAAACUGAUGGCUCAUAGUAUAGAGCUCUAAAAAUCAUCAAACAGUUGCUUUGUUUAUAAGACAAUGGCUCAGGAAUUACCAUGAUAAGGCAUAUUUGCUAAUUUUAUAAGAUACUUCUUUUAUAUCAUAGGGCCUGGGUUUCCUACUGUUUGCUCCUUACCCAUUCCUUCUGCCCCUAAUUUCUUCCAUUAUGCUACAACACAAUCUUCAAAUUAGCUGCACGCUAUUUUUUUCAUGACAAAUCAAUAGCAUAUACUGUAGAAAAAGUCUGCAAACUAUUAGUCAAAAACUGCUGAACUAUUUCUACUUUGUUAAUUUAAGAUAAAUAUCCUUGUUUACGUUGGCCAGUGGUUUAGAAGUACAGAUAUUAAUAACAAUUGCCUUUUUAGAGCACCUUAAACUGGGAAAUGAAGAAUAAUUAUAAUGACUGCAAAUCUUCCAAGCAACUUUUCAGUGUCCAACAUUAUUUCUAAUGGGUCCUAUGCACCUCUCUGAGAAUCAAAGAUUUUGAAUGAAAUUCUUGCAGUUAUAUUAAAACGGGUUUGAUACAAUGGUACUAUUAUGGCCAUGAAUACCUCCCUGAGUACCCAUAGGCUUUCUAACCCAUCUGGUGUUUUUUUUUAAAGAUUUCUUACUUUUAAAAGAUCAAAUGUGAAACUAACAUAAUAUGCUUUCAAACUUGUGAAUAUGCCCAAUGCAUUUGUCUAACCUAUUUUAGGAAAAUGCUUAGCGUUUUAUGAUUGGAAACAAGUUUCAGUUCAGUUACCAGAGAUUAGGAUAACACUAGUUUGAGAGAUUGCUUUUGUAGAAGAUCAAUAUAGAAAGUUAAAACAUUUGAACCUGUUUUAAUUUUUGCAGUAUAAAGUUGUCUGGCUGUGUUAUUUACCUUAAUACUCGAAUUUUGAUUCCAGUGAUUAUCCUGAGGAAUGUUUUUAUUGUAAUUUCAGAAUAGUAGCUUUAAAGUUGAAUGUUUUGUAAGGUGUAGAAGAAAGGGGCCUUAAUUUCAGUUAGAUGUAGUUUUAUAAUUAUGUUUCCAUAGAAAAGAGAUAACGCCUGAGAGAUGCUGCUUCUAAAUUCUAUUUUAUACCAGAUUUCUUCAGGUUUAUUGUAUUCAGCCUUUGAUUCCUAAGCAGUAACUAACAAUGACUACUAACAGAACAUUGGCAUUAAACAGAAAUGGUUGAUUUUGUACUUUGAAUCCAAUACUUAAGAAUUAAUAUUAUAUAAUUUCAGUUUCUUCAGCUGAGUCCAUGAAAAUGAAAGAAAAAAAAAUGAAACUGAAUAGUCUUAGCAUGCAUGAUUGAUUGAACCAAGCACAGAUCCUAAAUUCAUCUCCUUAUAAAGUAGCUUUUAUAUCAGGCAUCUGUACACUUUUCAAGCCAUAGGUAACCCCUUUCCAAAAGGCUGAGGUUUUGGCAAAAUCCUGCACAAGGAAUUUGAUGGGUGCUACGUUUUAAUCAUUUCUGUAUGAUUAAACAGAACAGUUAGAGAAUACUCCCUGCAUCUCUUAUGUAUAUGUAGAAGGACAAGUUUGAUUUUCCAAGAGUUAAAUGAGAGAGUAUACCGAAGUCGGUAAAUAAAACAAAGAUGAAAGAACUAUAUCAGCUCUAUUUCCAGUGAUUAAAACAUCAAAACAAAUUUAAAUCAGUUUCUUUUAAAAUAAAAUGCAGCAUAAAAUUUGACAUCAUUCAUCAUUCUUAAGAAUAUUUAUUUCCCGGAAGGGGGAGGCCUGUGGGGUUUCAGCAUAGCAAGAUCAUCAGAAAGUAUAAAAAAGAAUCCACAAAACUAAUAUAUAUUUUGACAAAAACUGAGCGAUUAACCAAAGAGGGAAAUGCAAACUGACCAAUAUUUGUGAUGAUAUAACCAUAUGUUCAUUUGGUGAAUCCUGCACUUAGUAGUUUAGUAUCAGUCUGACUCCAGGUGGGAAGGAAUUCAGCCUUAGGUAGACAAUUUAAUGGAAAUGAUGGUUUAGAAAUGGCGAGUUCUUUCUUCACUGUGGCAGAAAGGGAGAAAAGCUUUGCUUGCCAAGGGCUGCAAAGAUCUCGGCCUAGCAGUGAUCUAAGGAAUUGAUGCUACUGUAUUUCAGGCCAAUCUGAUAUAACGGUGUGCCAAUAAUGUUUUUUUUUAAAAAGGAUUCUGUGAAUAGACAUCUUUUGAGGGGGUUGUUACAUUAUUUAUAUAAAAAUGUUCAAGUGUUAUGUGAGCAGACGCCUUUCAUACUGGUUUUGUAGGGCUAUAGUUCGGUAUACAUUCCCAAAAGUAAUUGAGAGCACACAGUUGCUUCAGAAUUAACUUGCUGCUUCAUAUUGCUAAUACACAUUUUAGCAUCUAAGAUUCUUUAGUGUUUUAUAAUGUGAUGUAAACUGCUUAUUUAUUUAUUCCCAGAUUGGAAAGCAACAGCUUUGCUCAAAUUGAUUUUUAUGAGCUGUUACGAUGGGGUUGCAUAGUAUUGAUAUGGUUUACCGGUUUCUUUCUCCAUACAUACUGCACUUCAGUAAUUAUUGUACAAAGACUAGCUCUUGCUUCAAUUAUUCAUUGCAAGGACAAGAAAAUUAAAGACCAGAUUUUAGAGAACGUUACAAAUCUCUCUUGUAUUACUUCUGUUGAAUUUCUGGUAAACUUACAAAUUGAAAACAGAAUAGUGCAAGAUUGUCUGGGUCCCUGCAAACUUUUCUGUAUUUUGCAGAUUUUUGGGAGAAAGGUGGCAAUGAUAUUGCUGUUGCAAAUUCCAAUUAAAAAUUAAUCUUCUGGGCCCUUCUUUGUAUGAGGAGUUGAAUAGGAUGCCUUUCCAAGUAGUAAGGCAAUACAUAUGGAUUCAUUACAAUCUUCUCCUGGGAAAGGUAGAAGAAAAAAGACAACCAUCCUUAUGCAAUGACAAAUAAGAACUUAAGUAGUGUACUGUGCAACAGCUUUGUGGGUAUCUUCAGUGGAAAUACUGAAGAAUGAACCUAUCUGAGCUAGUAGUUUGAACCUAAAUUUUAAAAGACGAAAUUGUCAAAAUAUUUAGUGACCCCAUUAUCAGCAGGAAGAAUUCAGUCAACAGCAUUGUUUUUCUUUAGUUUUUUGAAUAGAAUGGAAGUAUAGCAUGGAGAAACCUGUUUGGAAAAGAGUCAUUAUUUCAAAUGGAUUUUUUCAGUAAAAUAUAAAAAUAGCUGUAUUUCAUAAGGAAUGGGAAACAUUUAUUUACUUGCAGCAAAAAUAUGAAUUUAAACUCCAUGCCUGUUUCUUUAAAGACUCAGGGCUCUUCACAGCACCUUUAUGUGCUGUUGAUCACUUUUUGACUGUUCCAGUAAUGCUAAAAUUAUUAGCCUUUAACCAUAAUGUAAAUGAUCUGUAGAAUUAAUUAUGUUUAUAAAAAUUCAUUAUUUUGUCUAAAUCUGUUUUUAAUGUAAUACUAUAAAACAAUAGCAAAUUAAGAGUAACACUGUUACUCUUGUCUGUUCUGAUAUAAAUACUACCUAUUUACAUUCCAAAUACACAGGCACACACAAACACAUAGGGGCGCGCAUGCGCACACACAUAGUCACAUUCCAUGGAUUUAUAUUUAUCUGGCAUUCUCUAGCAUAAAAUAAUAUGGAGGUUUCAGGUACAUAAAAUGAAGCACAUGAAACGUGCCAGAGUCAGUUUGAGAUAUUAAAUGCCUAACUGUUUUACUGAAAACCAUUUUCAGAUUUUUAAACAUUUCAGAUGAACUACUUUUCUUACACAAUUAGCAAAUUUUAUGGUCUAUUUUUUUUUUGCAUAAAAUGCAGGGGCAUAUGCUACAGAAAUACAAUUGUAAUUGAUAGUAUUACAUAUGUAUCAUGCGGUUUAGAACAGACUGUUUUUUGUGACAGUUUGAAAAAUAAAAUACACUAAAUUAUGUCUAAAAUUGAUUCCAGCUUUUCCAAAGUAAUACCGUUGAAGUCUUAUGAUAGAAAUGUGCAGUCACAAUUUAUGGCUUUAAAAUUUGUAAAAAGUUUCUAACAAUCUGAAUACUAGGGAAAUUCUUUAACACAACUGCUGAGAGAAUUGGAAAUUAUAUAGUUUAUACCCAGGUUGGUCCAGAUUUUAAAUGUUAUUUAUAAUUAAUGCUUUCAUUUUCAAUAUUCUAUGAUUGAUUGGCAGAUUACGUGCCCCAUUCAAUUGGUGUUGACUCUUUGUGACCAAAUGGAUAGAUCUUCUCUAGGUCUCCAAUCUGGCCUUUCAGGACUUCCAACUCUGCAACUCUUCCUGAGUCAAUUCAUCUUGCCAUCAUCUGUCUUUUUGUUCCUUUCACCUUUACCAUCAUUAUGGAUUUUCAAGAGAUCUCAGUCUUUUCGUCAUGUAAAUAAACAUGUUUAUUUUGUUUUGGUAUUUGUUGGAUUUCUCAACUUCCAGCUUCGGUAUCUUUACCAAUAUCUUUGUAAAACUACUCUUCAUCUCUUUGAAUGGUUCUCUGAAAUUCUUUGUUAAGUUGUCCCAAAGGUGCUUUUUCAAAAGAUAACUUGGCUUCCUUUGUUUUUCCUUGAAGACGUUUCUUUUCUCAUCCAAAAAGCUGCUUCAGUUCACUGAAUGAGAAGUGAAACAUCUUCAAGGAUAAACAAAGAAAGCCCAGUUGCAAAAACACCUCUGAGACAACCAUGAACCUGGAUGACAGAAUCUCCAUAGACAUCUUUGUUGUGUUCCUGAAAAUUUGGAUUUCUUGGCUUUGGCUUCUCUUCCCUUUUUGGCAAUUUCCAGCGUGCAUUCUGACAGUAGCUUUCCUCCGUUGGUGUUUUGAAGAGCAUGUAAGCAAUAAAUAAAUCAUUGGGUUGACUGAUAAGUCAUUCUUUUGCCUCAUUCAGUUUUCUAGGUCGUAUAGAACAACUACAUUUUCUGCUUUACUAUUUCCAGCUUUGGCAUCUUAGUUUCCAGCCACAACUGAUACAUUUUGCUUGUAUAUUCUAUUGAUUGAACAGUUGGACUUGACUAUAACAUCCAUCCACCCCCC